AUGGUGUCAAAAUUUGUUCAGCCUUGCGGCGAUGUCACUACGCAGCUCAACUUUUACUCGGCGCCCACGGACGGCCAGAAGCCGUUUGACUAUGUCGACAGUCCUCCACCAGGGCAGCCGCAGCGUAACUACUCUGACGAUCCUAACGAGGUGGUAAUUCGGGAUAUCCGUGGGCGCGAAAACGAUUUCACUCUUGACCGUGAUGCUUUUCAGAUCCUGCAGUCACUCGGGCCAUUCCCUCGAAUACAAAUAACAGAGGAAGCGAUCAAAGAAAUUUACUACCCCGAGAUCGAGAAGCUUCUUCUGAGCACUGUACCGGGCAGUCAUCAAGUCAUCAUCUUCGACCACACGUACCGAAAGGCCGACCCUGCCGCCCAUCGAACCCCCGUGCAGAAAGCACAUAUUGACCAGACAGCGGCCUCUGUCGAGAAGCGAAUCAGAAUGUACCUACCAGACGAAGCUGACCAGCUUCUGCAACGUCGCUAUAGACUCAUAAAUGUCUGGCGACCGCUCAACAAGAUGCCGGUAGAGUCUUUUCCACUGGCAUUUGCUUCAACAUCGUCACUCGAGGACCACGACUUCGUGCCGGUCAGACAUCAUCACCAGGAUGGAUAUAUAGGUGAAACAGCCUCGAUCAAGUACAACCCUGGGCAAAACUGGUAUUACCUUAGCGGAAUGACAGACUCGGAGUGUGUACUGCUGGAAUGCUUCGAUAGCGAAUCGCUCAAGGCGGACUCGACUAUCGGCGGGCGGGUCCCACAUACUGCAUUUCCAGACCCCCGAACCAGGCCGGGCGCGGUGCCCCGAGAGAGCAUCGAAGUGCGAACGCUGGUCUUUGGUCCAUGA
Molecule: messenger RNA, 846 nt
Organism: Pestalotiopsis fici W106-1
Lineage: Eukaryota; Fungi; Ascomycota; Sordariomycetes; Amphisphaeriales; Sporocadaceae
Exons: 1
Coding region: 1-846 (281 amino acids)
Molecular function (GO): oxidoreductase activity
Source: RefSeq, a predicted model, not a curated record